Naegleria lovaniensis is the source of this 1005-nucleotide messenger RNA. RefSeq lists its product as uncharacterized. Gene Ontology annotation, molecular function: protein binding; GTPase activity; GTP binding. The record is from RefSeq and is a predicted model, not a curated record. Gene Ontology annotation, biological process: small GTPase-mediated signal transduction. Bases 1 to 1005 code for a protein of 334 amino acids. Lineage: Eukaryota; Heterolobosea; Eutetramitea; Acrasida; Naegleriidae. The transcript has 3 exons.
AUGUCCAACAAGCCUUUCUAUGGGGUUUCAAGUCCGUCUACAGCGCUGUCAUUGGUCUGCGCAACAACGUUACGUGAUGAUGAACUGUUAUUAGUGCUGUCCUUUCUGCCCCAAAGUGAAUUAUUGGCAUUACGGUUAGCGAGUCAAUCAUUCCGACUUUCUCAACUCACCGAACAUGAUGUGUUUUGGCAACCAAUUUAUUUGAGAAGUAUUACAAAACUCAGCAAGUUGCAUCGGAAGCUUCAAAAAAUUCUUUCACAAAUCAUGACAAUGCAAGUACCACCUUUCAUUGAUCUUAAACAGCAAGCUCUUAAAGAAUCAAGAAAACAAGUGGCUGAUUGGAAAUAUAAAGGCCCAACCAAUCCAUUCCUUCCUUAUAACCAAUUAAAAGAAAUCAAGUUCAAGAGUAUAAAACAUGACAAUGAUUACAAAAUUGUAUUUACAGGAGAUGGAGCUGUUGGAAAAUCAUCACUCAUUAUGAGGUAUAAUACUGGAGAAUUUCCUUGUGACUAUGUGCCUACCGUUUAUGACAAUUGUACGGUAAAUAUGACAGUUGGAGAAAUUCAAGUCACUAUUUCACCUUGGGAUACUGCUGGACAAUCCGAAUAUGAUCGACUGAGACCUCUCUCCUAUCCUGGUACGGAUGUAUACUUUGUAUGUUGUUCAUGCAAUAACAUCAUGUCGUUGCAUAAUAUUUAUGAGAAAUGGGUACCUGAAAUUCGAUGCUACACUGAUAGUAAUCCUCCAAUCGUACUCGUUAUGAAUAAGAUUGAUUUAAGAUCCAAACAAUUAGAAUUAUUGUCGUUGCCGUAUGCGAGAUUUGUCAUGGAUUAUCAAGAUGGUGAGCAAAUUGCUCGCAAAGUUGGAUGUUGUAGCUAUUUGGAAACUAGUGCGUUGCAUAAUAUCAAUGUGAGUGACUUGACCGAAGUAGCAGUGAAGAGUUACUUGUUUGCACAAGAGAAUUUUUCUCAUUCAUUCAAAUCAAAGAAAUGUUGUUUGAUUUAA